Messenger RNA from Anarrhichthys ocellatus (wolf-eel), 1820 nucleotides. Its product is annotated as centrosome-associated protein CEP250-like. NCBI's taxonomy places the organism in Eukaryota, Metazoa, Chordata, Actinopteri, Perciformes, Anarhichadidae. The coding region runs from base 396 to 1820 and encodes 474 amino acids. The record is from RefSeq and is a predicted model, not a curated record. The transcript has 11 exons.
UAGUUGACCAACCUGACGAAAGAAGACCAACCGAAUAAUAGUUGACCAACCUGAUGUAAAUUGACCAACCUAAUGAAAGUUGACCAACCUAAUGAAAGUUGACCAACCUAAUGAUAGUAGACCAACCUGAUGUAAGUUGGCCAACCUAAUAAUAGUUGACCAACCUGAUGUUAGUAGACAAACCUAAUGAAAGUAGACCAACCGAAUAAUAGUUGACUAGCCUGAUGAAAGUUGACCAGCCUGAUGAAAGUUGACCAGCCUGAUGUUAGUAGACAAACCUAAUGAAAGUUGACCAACCUAAUAAUAGUUUACCAACCUGAUGAAAGUUUACCAACCUGAUGAAAGUUGACCAACCUAAUAAUAGUUGACCAACCUUUUGAAAGUUGACCAACCUGAUGAAUGUUUACCUGAUGAAAGUUGACCAUCCUUGUCUCUCUGUCUGUAGGGAUCUGUUGCAGUUGAGGGCGGAGUUUUCUCGUCUCUCCUCCUCUCUCCUGUCCAGCUGUGACUCUGUCUCCUCCUCUCUGAGGCUCAUUGCUCCUCCCAUCAAACCCUUCUCCUCUGCUCCUCCCCCUCUUCUCCCCUCUGACCUCACUCCUCUGUCCUCCACCCUGGUCCUCCCUCCUCCAGACUCCUCAUCAUCUCUACCUCCUCUCACCUCCUCCUCCACAAUGGGAACCUUCUCCUUAGGAGAGCUGGAGCACAGAGAGGAGCAGGAGGAGGAGGAGGAGAGGUGGGAGGAGAAGGAGCGAGAGAUUUCAGAGUUGAAGCUUGUUCAUGAGACAAAAGUUUUCCAGCUGACAGAACGCAUUGAGGAGCUGUCUCGCUCGCUGCAGGCUGAGGACAGACAGAAGGAGGUGCAGAGACAUGAGGACACAGAGAGGAGUCUUCAGUCGGUCAGUCAGGCUGUGGUCAAACUGUCCAGAGUCCUGAGCAGCAGCAGGUCCAUGAGCGUCUCCACAGACAGCGUCUCCACAGACAGCGUCCUCAGUCUGGACCUGUCCUCCCUGCUGUCUGUCCUGUCUCACACUGAGAGCGCCCUGCAGUGGAGACACGAGGAACUACAGGGGGCGGCGCUCUCUCUGCGGCGGCUCGGUGAGGAGAAAACAGCUGUUCAGCUCCGACUGAAACAGCUGGAGGAUGACAACCAGCUGCUGCAAACACACUCACAACACACACAGCUGGAGCUCACACACACUGUGGACUUGCUGAGCAGGGAGCGGGAGGUGUCGUCCUCACUGCAUCUCCGGUUGGAGGAGGUGCAGAGAGAGAAGGAACGUCUGAGGAGGGAGAGAGACAGACAGGAGGAGAGAGACAGACAGCUGGAGACAGAAACACUCAGACGAGUAAAGGCUGAAGCGAUGGAGAAGCUCCAGCUGACGGAGACAGAGACUCUUCAGAGGAUGGAGAUCUUCUCUCUGAAGGGGGCGCUGGAGAGGCAGCAGCUGGACACCCAGAGAGCAGGAGAAGAAGCAGCUGAUGCCAGAGACGCUCUGCAGAAGUCCAGAGACAGAGUGUUGUGUCUCUCGUCCUCUGAGUGUGUGUUGAGGAGGGAGGUGGAGGAAGGACGUGACUCUUUGGACAAGAUGGCCACCCUGAACUGGUCUUUGGCGUUGGACAAGAAGGAGCUGAGCAAACAGCUGCUGAAGCUGGAGUGUGAGCUGUCUGACAGCCAAUCACAGCUGCAGACAGUGAGGUCAGAGGUCACCUGUCUGCAGAGAGAGGUGAGAACCCUGAACCUGGACUCCAGCCAGCUCAGAGCUCAGAGGGAGGAGGAGGUCGAUGUCCUCUGUAAGGAGGAGGAGGUGACAGUCAUGUGA